Babesia bigemina is the source of this 2115-nucleotide messenger RNA. RefSeq lists its product as hypothetical. Gene Ontology annotation, cellular component: late endosome membrane; lysosomal membrane; Mon1-Ccz1 complex. The record is from RefSeq and is a predicted model, not a curated record. Lineage: Eukaryota; Apicomplexa; Aconoidasida; Piroplasmida; Babesiidae. The coding region runs from base 1 to 2115 and encodes 704 amino acids. The transcript has 10 exons. Gene Ontology annotation, molecular function: protein binding. Gene Ontology annotation, biological process: regulation of autophagy.
AUGGCCGAAGUCGUGGUAUUCAAGGAGCUCUACAGCUGGCAGAGUGACCACGACCAGGCAGUGUUUGUCGACGGAGCUAACGAAGUGGUCAUAUAUCAGAGCGUCUACGACAAGAGCAUACGGGUGAUCGACUCUGCCACGGAAAACACUAUUUUUAACAAUGCUAGGUAUGAGCGUGGCCAGGCCGUUACAGUGACGCCAAAUCAGCCCCUUUGCGAAGUCAUCGCCUUCUCCGCAGACGGCCGCCUGGUCCUGUACUGGCACAACCACCCACUUGCCAUCGGCAUAGUUAACGGGUUUGACGUCGACUCUGACGACAUCCUCGUGGACUGCACUCCGUACGAGGAGACGAUCGUGCUCAACAUCUUUUGGCUGGAAGCCGGCACCAACGGCACCUACGACUUCGCUGUUGUCUGCACCACCUGCAUCGACAUUUACAGCUACAGCAGCAGCAACCAAGUCCUGCGCCGGGUGUGCAGCAAGCGCAUCAGCUGCACUGACGUUUGGAACGACGUCAGUGGGACGCACGUGAUCGUGCUGAAGAGCAACCAGGUUCUCCAGCUCUACCGGCUGAUCAACAAGGAGGUGAGAGCGGUGACCGACAUCGAACUGGCCAUUAAAAGCGAGCACAAGCUCCACAAGUCGUCGAUCAUCGUGGCCACCAUAUACAACGACACGUACUGCAUCCACAAGGACGCCAGCAGCGGCACCAUCUCGCUGAGAUCGCUGCGCAACAGCAAGGCCGUAGACAUCGUGCUCGAACUCAGCUGCCAAGGAUGGCUGGAGAUUGCCAUAUUGGACAACGUCGUCCUUGCAUUGACCGGGGGGGGCGAGACGUAUCUCUUCGACAUCGCGAUGACGGACAAAAGGUUGUUGGCGCGUGUCCCGCAGAGCAAGCCGGCGGUCGCGUCCAUGUCCAGCGACGUGCAGGCGUUCAUUCCAAACGUGGUUGUGGACUACUACGGAGGGUUCGCGUACAACAUUGCCAUCGAUCACAAUAUGCUCAUGCUGCUCCUUUCGCAGAAGUACGCCGAGCCGCUGGUGGCCGACUUCUACCAGCGCCGCAUCGGGUCGGCGCAGCGUGUGUUGGACAUCGUCAACAACGCGAUCGAAAACAAGUCGCCCAGGAUGCGCGCCAACAAGCUUUUGGUCCUGCUCUCCACCAUAGUGGCUCCGUACGCGAAGGUCCUCGUUGACUUGAACAAGCUAGGCACAAGGACGGAAAAGAACGUGGCGAUACCGUUCAAUCUCGUCGAGGAGUACAUCGGCCAGCGGUCUGUGAUCUCUGAGCACCGCUUCGCCAAGACGAUCAUCUACGCCGCCGUGGCCAAGGAGUGGAACCUCAAGCCCGGCGAGAACGUCUUCGACGCGGCGAUUGCGCUGCUGUGUCAUCACAGGCGGUUCGACCACAGCGUCCUGGUCAAUAUUCGCGAUGAACUGGAAAUCCAGCCGAACCCCGUCAACAACUUCAUCCUCAAGAGCCGGCUUAUAUCCAGCACCAAGGAAGAUAUCUCCGCCGACUUCCGCGACUACGUGACGCUGCACGGGGCUGCCAUCCCCAAUCCGCACGACCGGUCGCUGCGGAAUCGGCCCUAUAUUAUCGUGGUUACCUUGUCGUACCUCCGGGCGCUCGUCGCUCACAACCUGCAGCCCACCAACGUGCUGCAAAUACUCCUCCUGGACAUGUGCGUGCUGUACAACAACAUCGAUCUCGCGUUGCAGCUCAUCAGGUCCAAGAAUAUCCGGGAUUCCGCCUACGUGUGCUACCGCCUGCUCUACCUCUACGUGGUGCUCCGGGACCCAGCCCUGCGCCAGAUAUGCCUCGACAUGGCCAUUCGGCUGAAGCUGUACGGCAUUUGCGUCAAGAUCGCGGUGAUCGACGAGGACUACUACAGCGCGCUGGUGGUCAUGAAGGCGCACGGCGUCGCCUCGUUCCCGAUGCACCGCAUCCUCUACUGCGCCGCCAAGGACGUGGAGGCCCAGGAGCGCAAGCCGCAUCUGUGGCCGUCGAUGCUUGCGUUCAUAAAGUCCUGGGCGGAGGAGAGCGCCACUGACGGCACGUCAUGCGCGCCUCCGAAUUUACGCGGCUGCGAAAUGUGGCUGCCCAGCCUGUGA